AUGCGCGAAAUGAGUGACGCGAAAAGGAGAACAACUUUUGAGCAGUCUGACCUGCCUACGCCUCGAAAAAUUUACCAUUCCUCCAUUUCAAUUUCUUCCUUCGAAGGGAACAAGUCGGGAAUGCGACCAGGAGACAAACACAAAGCAAAGGCGUCUCGAGAAUACCAGAAAAAACAUGGCUUGAUUCCAGCGAAGCAGAGCAAAAAGCAGAAGGAAAAAGCUGCUAUCGCGAAGUUAGAGUCGAACUGGGAUCGCUACGAUGACCCUUCUAUUAAUCAUGAAACGAGAGGUCUUUCAUUACAAGAGUUGCUGGGCCGGGCAAAGGCUCCGUCCGCUUUUCUGACUCCCCCAGUUGAGAGCACAUUCCAUCCGAAGUACAAGUACCCAGUGAAAAUUCAAGACUGGGAAGUUGCGCUUGCUGGCUUGGAUCUCUCCAAGCUGCUGAAAAAUGUGUCGGUCGAGGCGCGAAAGGCCGAAAAUCGUCCCGAAGAUGAAGAAGAGUCAGAAAUGACCCCUCCAACUGAAGAAGAAAUAGAUGAUCCGCAAGCCGCCCAGAAAGAAGAAAACAGCGAAGCAGAAAAGAAACGACCCGAAGAAAGACCAAGUAAAGAAAUUGAAGCGGACAAAGAAGAGACAAUAUCAGCCGAAGAAGGUUCCUCAAGUGAAUCGGAUUUAGAAGACUGGCUCGACUCCGUGAUUUGA
This is a messenger RNA of Oikopleura dioica, 702 nucleotides long. NCBI's taxonomy places the organism in Eukaryota, Metazoa, Chordata, Appendicularia, Copelata, Oikopleuridae. The record is from the annotation of a GenBank genome assembly.